Molecule: messenger RNA, 3005 nt
Organism: Cinara cedri
Lineage: Eukaryota; Metazoa; Arthropoda; Insecta; Hemiptera; Aphididae
Source: the annotation of a GenBank genome assembly
ACUGCCCUGCGUGAGGUGAGGCUAUUAAAAAUAAAAGGAGGGUUAAAUGAGUUUAAAUGACGAAUUGUUUAGUGCUAUAGAAGCACUAGAGACAAGUAAAGUUAGCGAUCUUAUAAAUAAAGGUGCUAAUGUAAACGCUAGAAAUAGUCAUGGGAGUUCCCCAUUGCAUAGUGCUUCCCGUUCUGCUCGCUUCGAGAUAGCAAAGCUUCUUGCAGAAAAAGGUGCUGAUGUUAAGGCUAAAGAUAAAGAUGGGAAUACUCCAUUGCACAUUGCUGCCCAUUCUUCCUAUGCCUUGGAUACCGUAAAGUAUCUUGUAGAAGAGAAAGGUGUUGAUGUUAAUGCUAGAGAUAAUUAUGGAGAUACACCAUUGCACCUUGCUGCUAAUUCUAAAUUUUCUAACGCUUUCGAGAUAGCAAGGUAUCUAAUAGGGAAAGGUGCUGAUAUUAAAGCUCAGAGUAAUGAUGGGUCUAUACCCUUGCACCUAGCUGCUAGUUCUGCAAGCAACUUAGAGCUGAUGCAGUGUCUUGCAGAAGCAAAAAGUGCUAAUGUGAAUGCCAGGGAUAAUAGAGGACAUACUCCAUUACAUAUAGCUGCUCGCUCGUUUGUAUUAUGGAGGGUAGAGUAUCUCAUAGAAAACGGUGCUAAUGUUAAUGCUAAAGAUAAUGAUGGCUAUACUCCUUUACAUACUUCUGUUAGUACUACAGAUAACAUACAUAUAGUAAGGUAUCUAAUAGACAAACAAGGUGUUGAUAUUAAUGUUAAAGAUAAUAAAGGAUAUACUUCAUUGCAUCUUGUUACUCGGUUUCCAGACUUAUACAUGGUAGAGUAUCUUGUAGGAAAAGGUGCUGAUAUCAAUGCUAGAGAUAAUGAAGGAUAUACUCCUUUGCAUAACGCUGUUCGUUUUCCCAAUUUGGAAAUAGCAAAGUAUCUCAUAGAAAAUGGUGCUAAUAUUAAUUUUAAAAAUGAUGUGGGCUUUACACCUUUACACACAGCAGUUCAAGAAGGCAAUAUGGACAUGAUUAAGUUGCUUAUAAACAUCUCAAAUAUUGAUUUCCACGCUAAAGAUAAAGAUGGUAAUACACCAUUACAUAUAGCUGUUGAGAAUACUCAAUUAGAGGUAAUUAAAGUUCUUGUAGAUAAGAAGCCUGAUAUGAUUGACGAUAUCAAUUAUUAUCAUGCUACAGCUUUAUAUAUAGCCGCUCAAUAUUAUACCUUAGAUAUAGUACAGUAUCUUGUAGAAAAAGGUGCUAAUGUUAAUGCUCACGAUUUUGAUGGAAAAACCCCAUUGCGCGCUGCUAUUCUUCACCCUUCCGUCAGGUUGAAGAAUGCAGAAUAUCUUAUAGCAAAAGGUGCUGAUGUUAAUGUAAAAGAUAAUUCUGGAAAGACCAUCUUGCAUAGUGCUGUUAGUGCUUCUAGGUCCAGCUUAGAGGCAGUACAGUUAUUAGUAGGAAAAGGUGCUGAUAUGAAUGCUGUAAGUAAUGAAGGGAAUACCAUUUUACAUGAUGCUAGUGAGAAUAUCAACUUAGAUAUAGUAAAAUAUCUAGUAGGAGAAAAAAAUGCUAAUGUCAAUGCUAAGAAUUAUGAAGGAAAUACUCCAUUACACAUAGCUGCUCAAUAUUCUACCUUAGGUAUAAUACAGUAUCUUGUAGAAAAAGGUGCUGAUGUUAGUGCUAAAGGUAAUUAUGAAUAUACUCCAUUGCAUAUUGCUUCUCGUACUUCCAGCUGGGAGAAGGUAGUAUAUCUUGUAGGAAAAGGCGUUGACAUUCAUGCUAGAGGUAGUACUGGAGACACUCCAUUACACCUUGCUACUCAAUAUUCUAGCUUUAAUGUGGUACGGUAUCUUAUGGAAAAAGGUGCUGAUGUUAAGGUUAAAGAUAAUGAAGGAAAUACUCCAUUACACUUUGCCACUCAAUAUUCUAGCUUAGAUAUGCUAAAGUAUCUUAUAGAGGAGAAAGGCGCUGAUAUUCAUGCUAUAAAUGGUAGUGGAAACACCCCAUUGCACAAUGCUGCUCUUCGUCUUGACUCUCACCUAGAUAGAUUACAGUAUCUUGUAGAAAAAGGUGCUAAUGUUAAUUCUAAAAAUAAUGAUGGGAAUACCACAUUGCACAAUGCUGUUCGUUUUUCCAACUUGGAGAUGGUUAAGUAUCUUGUGGAAAAAGGUGCUGAUGUUAAUGCUAAAAACAAAAAAAAUCAAACUCCUCUGGAGCUUGUUCAAGCAGAAUGUUUAGAAUGUGCAGACGUGAUAAAUUUCCUAAAAGAAAAGACUAGAGCUAUAAGUUCAACAACUCCUUCUAACUCGACUAAAGAAAAGACUAGAGCUGUAAGUUCAACAACUCCUUCUCAAAGAAAGACUGCACCAGUGCGUAGACGUCGUCAUAUUCGGCAUGCUAGUGAUCGUAAUACUGUUAGAUUUAAAAAUCCAGAGGGCCAUUUACCAACUCCUAUAGCAGCACAUGCUGUACAUGUCAAAGAAACACCGCAAUUGGCUUCUGAUCAAGGUGGUGCUAAUCCUCCACAGACUGUUCCACAUAAUACUAUUUCAUUAUUUAAUGGUAUAGUAUUAUUAUUAGAUCUUAUUGCAAGACAGUUUACUAAGCAAAAACCUGUUCCUACCACAAUAGUUACAGGUCUUUCUCAAGAACAACAAGUAUUAAGUGAUGCGUUGAGGACUAGUAAUAAUUUUGAGGAAGCGGUAGAACAUGCUACAAAAAAGAGUGGUGUACCAAUAACAUUGUCAAAUGUUGAUUUUCUAGUAUAUAAUGAAAUUCUCAUUAAGGUUGCCAGUGGUAAAUCUAAUCACAUCCCUAAACUCUUAAGAUCAUAUGCAAAAGAUAUGUGUAUUGGUGAGCAAAUAAGUGCAGAAAGGUGUGAGAAAUUUAUUGCUGCUUUUAAUGAAAAGUUAAACAUGAAUUCUAAUCAAAACCUACCUAAGGGUCAUUUAGAAAAGGUUUAUACUUCUAGUGGCAAUACACUCGAAACCUAUAAGUAAACAAUUACAGCCUACC